AUGGACCCGGACACUAUGAGUGCGGACAGCACACCCGAUGUGCCCCAGACGCCGCAGUUCGCACUCCUCGAUUUCUUCUUCCCUGGUUUCUCCAUGUUUGCAUCUGCUGUGCACAAAUAUGCACACAUCGACCUCAACCUUUACAUCCCUCUAGUCAUGCUCUUCGGAGCCCUAACACUGGUAUGGAACUACUCAAGCCAGUAUUUUUGGGACCAGGUCGAGUCUCACUUCAUGUUGAGUGUGGACAUUCGGAUAGACGAUGAGAUCUACAACAUACUCAUGACGUGGGUUGCCAAUCAGCGUUUCGCCCAAGGCGCCCGGCGAUUCGUUGUAAACACCAAUAUCAACUCGAGAUCGUGGUACCUCUGGCGCUGGGACUACGAUGAGGAAAACGAAGACGGCUCUGAUAUCACCGGGCAGAGCAAUGAGUCCAAGAAGAAGGCUCUGAGCUACACGCCAUCCUUUGGAACCCAUUACUUCUGGUACCGCGGUCGCUUCCUGCUAUUCAAGAGGAACUCCAAGGAAUCGUCCAGCUCUUUCAUGGCAGUCAGUGAGCGCGAGGAGAUCUCGGUGUGCUGCUUUGGCCGCAACCCCUGGAUCCUCAAGGAGCUUUUGCACGAAGCCCGGUCGCUCUAUAUGGAGAAGGACCAGCAGAAGACGCUGAUCUACCGCGGUACUACUCGCUCAGGGUCAACUGAGCCCACUUGGCAACGGUGUCUCGCCAGAGCCACGCGGCCAUUCUCUACCGUCAUUCUGAACAAGAAGACCAAGCAAGAUCUCAUCGACGACGUAACGGACUACCUUCACCCAGCUACCCAGCGCUGGUACUCCAACCGCGGUAUUCCCUACCGACGGGGAUAUCUGCUCUAUGGACCCCCUGGUACCGGCAAGAGUUCGCUAUCCCUGGCUUUGGCCGGAUUUUUCAAGAUGCGCAUCUACAUCGUCUCCCUCAGCUCUAUCACCGCGAGCGAGGAGAACCUGGCCACUCUCUUUGCGGAACUUCCUCGACGCUGCGUGGUGCUCCUUGAAGACAUUGACACUGCCGGACUGACGCAUACUCGAGAGCAAGACAAGGAUGGGAGCGAGAGCUCCGUUGCUCCAGCUCCACUGGAGCCAGGGCAACUUACUCCAGGGAACGGCAACACCAACAAGAAUGAGCCUGUGGGCCGGCUGUCACUCUCGGGUCUGCUCAACAUCCUUGACGGCGUUGCAUCGCAAGAGGGCCGCGUUCUGAUCAUGACCACCAACCACCUGGAGAAGCUUGACAAGGCACUCAUCCGCCCCGGGCGUGUGGACAUGAUUGUCGAGUUCGGCCAUGCCGACACCGACAUGACCGCCUCCAUCUUCCGUGCCAUCUUCGCUCACAUCGAGGGUGACGAUGACGCGGCCGCCACACCCAACACGAAGGAGCUGCUUGACGACGAGGCCUUGAAGAAGGAGGCUGCGGAGAAGGAGAGAAGACAGAAGGAGGACGACGCCCGCGUCGAGGCCCUGGCCGUCGAGUUCGCGGCCAAGAUCCCGGCCCACGAGUUCAGCCCGGCCGAGCUGCAGGGCCACCUGCUGAGGCACAAGCGCGACCCGCGCGCGGCCAUCGACAAGGCCGACGAGUUCGUCGAGCAGACGCGCAAGGACCGCAAGGAGAAGGAGAUCAAGGCCGCCGAGGAGAAGCGGCUGGCCGAGGAGAAGCGCAAGGAGGAGGAGGCCAAGCAGAAGGAGGAGGAGGACAAGAAGAAGAAGGAGGAGGACGAGGCGAAGCUCAAGGAGGAGCGGGAGAAGGCCAAGACGGAGAAGAAGGAGCGCAAGCGCAAGGCCAAGAGGGAAGAGCGCAAGAAGAAGCGGGACGAGUCGAAGAGGCCCAGAUCGGGCUCGGAUUCGGACGCGUCUUCUGACUCCUCGUCUGAUGAGUCCGAGGCCGAGGAUGCCAAAAAGAAGAGCGCGGCGACGAAGAAGCCUGUCGAGGUGCCUGACGUCAAGCCAGCGAAGUCUAAGCAUGAAAAGAAGGACUCAGGGUAUGGAACACCUACGAGCGUUGAAGCAUAG
Messenger RNA from Neoarthrinium moseri, 2040 nucleotides. RefSeq lists its product as uncharacterized. Gene Ontology annotation, molecular function: ATP hydrolysis activity; ATP binding. Gene Ontology annotation, cellular component: mitochondrial inner membrane. NCBI's taxonomy places the organism in Eukaryota, Fungi, Ascomycota, Sordariomycetes, Amphisphaeriales, Apiosporaceae. The record is from RefSeq and is a predicted model, not a curated record. Gene Ontology annotation, biological process: mitochondrial respiratory chain complex III assembly; protein insertion into mitochondrial inner membrane from matrix. The transcript has a single exon. The coding region runs from base 1 to 2040 and encodes 679 amino acids.